Messenger RNA from Cornus florida, 1061 nucleotides. Its product is annotated as outer envelope pore protein 21B, chloroplastic-like. Gene Ontology annotation, biological process: regulation of monoatomic anion transport. The record is from RefSeq and is a predicted model, not a curated record. Bases 111 to 656 code for a protein of 181 amino acids. The transcript has 5 exons. NCBI's taxonomy places the organism in Eukaryota, Viridiplantae, Streptophyta, Magnoliopsida, Cornales, Cornaceae. Gene Ontology annotation, molecular function: voltage-gated monoatomic anion channel activity.
UACAACUAAGGGAUAAAUACCCACUACAAGACAGUUUUCACCAUAUCUAGGGUUGUUUGUUGUUGCGAGGUCUUAUACUCUAUCCCAGCAAUAGCACUCCUAAAAGAGUAAUGGAGACUUCUCUGAGAUAUGACUGCGACUCAAGAGCUUUGGUAAUCCAUGCGAAGGAGAAGAUCGCCAUCGACUCCAAAACCCACUUGCAGGUUCAUGGCGAGCUAGAUACAAAAAUUGGAGUUCCAUGUUAUUUAAGUGCAGUUAUGAGACGCUUCUACCCGGAUUUAUCGGCCAGCCUUGGAUUUGGGUUGCACUAUAAUGGACAGGAAAAGUUCCGUUAUAGCAUGCAGGGCAAGAAGGCAUUUCCUGUGACAACCAAUGGAUUGUUAAGCUUUAAUAUCAAGGGGCGAUAUGACAUUGAUAAAGAAUUUAAAGAGAGGACACCGAGUGGGGCUGCUGAAUUUACUUUAGGCAUACUGAAUUUUCAGAAAGACCAAGAUGUAAGGCUCAAAGUUGGCUGUGAAGUCAUUCAGGAAAAAGCCAUUAAGGGAAAAAAAGUUAGCAAAGUCUUUAACAUGGUUCCAUACCUGCAGAUCAGGGAAAACAAUUGGACACUGAAUGCUGACAUCAAUGGAAAAUGGAAUGUCAGUUAUGACUUGUAAUUGAGGGAGUGCUUGACAUACUCUUUUGAAGGUGAUAUGUUAUAGUUACAAAAGAUAUUUCUUAUUUCUGAUGGACAGACAGGUGCUGAAAUGACCCUUAUUGGUGGGGUUCGUUAUCUUCUUAUAUGAUAGGGGGGCCUCUUUUGGGUGGACCUUCUGUCAAGCUGACAAAGGGGUUUAUAUCUGCCUCAUAUAACAUUUAAUUAGAUUUUUUUUUAUCUUGGCUCGAAUGCUCUGUAAGUUGAGGAAAUUGUCCUCAUGGCGGGAGUUAGGCGGACAAUGUUUGUUGAAUGCUGAAUAUGUAGUUUAUUAGGGAAAACUUCAAUCAUUAAAAUCUCUCUAUUUAUUUUUUAUUUUUAUGUAAUAUACUUUGUUCUAAAUAUAUGUCUCUCGUUAAAUUUUUUA